GUGUGUAGGCUGUGCACUGUUUUCUCCUACACACACAAGUCCAGGUUUACACAGUAUACUAUACAUUUUGAGAUGGUUCCUUGUUUUGCACCUAUAGGGGACGGGGGAGGAAGCUUGCAAAUGUUUUCAGUAAAUUGCAGUCAUAUUAGUCGGAUCAACUCUGAAUCAAGUUGAAUAUCAGUGCAACACACCCAAACUCCAGCAGCAAUUAAGUUCCACCCAGGUCUGCAGACGUACAGGAAACUGCUCGGGCGCGGACGUCAAGAGUAACUUUGGCAACUUUUCCCCAAGUUGGAAUAUUUUCACUUGUAGCUUGACGAGGGGUGGAUUGAAAGGAAUUGGUUUCCACUGCUUUUGGAAGCACUGCAUUCUCCAAACUAUCUAAGAUUCUGUGUUACUGCACCUAAUGUGUGCACAGUCAUUGUCAAUUAAGUGCCUGAGAAUUUGUAAGUCAGUAUGCUUUGGCGUCACAGUGAAUCAUUGCUAUUGUUGCUCUUGGCAAUACUUACAAACCGCAGCAGUCUAUUGCAACAGUCCAAGUGCACUUUCUCAAAUACCAUGGAUACCAUAAUUGACAUAAAAAUUGCCCUAACGAAAGGGCUGAAAAGUUUGGAACCUUUCCACACAGGCAGCUUGGAGGAGUGCCAUAAUAAGUGCUGUACUGACCCACCUUUCAUAGGAAAAAACAACCUAUGCAAUUUUAUGACAUUUGAUCCAAGAAAUAAUUCAUCCUUUCAAAAUUGCUACCUUUUCUACUGCCCAGACAAAGAUGCUUGCCCAUUGAUGUCUUCAGAAGGGUUCGUAAGCCACUUUAUACAAAGAGAUCUUGCGAGUAUGAAGGAGUUGGAUGAGCCUAUGAAAGAAAUACUUUCUGACAGAGAGGAACAAUUAUCAGAUCAUGGAAUUUCUGCUGAUUUGCUCAACAACCCGAUAUCUAAUCUUGCUUCUACCCCAAUAAACACUCAUCGGUUAACUAUAGUCUCUACUGUUCAAAAGGCUACAGUGCAGCCAGUAACUUUCUCAACCCAUCCAACAGUUUCCACUUUCUCAGUGGCUACCAAAAAGUUAACCAUAACAAGAUCUCCCAGAGUGUCAAUGGUAGCAACGUUGCUCCGAAACACUCACUCAUGGACGAUUGACAAAUCAAAGACAUCUACCAUUCUUCCAACUACCCAGUCAAUAACAGCCUCUGCUUUCCUAGCCAAUCUGCCAUUGACUUCUACACGGUUAACAAGAACAAAUCGCCUGACUCCACUCUUGAAUAAAAUCCAGCCAAUGUUAACCACCACUGUCCCACAAAUACGCCCAAACUCUACCACUCAGACAACUACCCUCCCAGUCACCACCACUCAGACAACUACCCUCCCAACCACUCACCUAAUCACCAUCACUCAGACAAGAACUACCCUCCCAACCACUCUCCCAGUCACUACCAUUCGGACAACCACCCUCUCAGCCAUCACCCUUCGGACAACUACCCUCCCAGUUACCACCCCUCAAAUAAGAACUACCCUCCCAACCACUCUCCCAGUCACCACCCUUCAGACGACAAGAAGCACACUCUUGACCAUGACCAUCCUUCCAAAGAGCCGUUUAACUACCCGUAAUGUCUCAGUAGCAAAACAGAUCCCAAAGAAGUCUGUACAAUCCCCCUUAUCAAAGGCUCCAGUUGUGAAAACGCCAUUCUUUGGGAUCAUAACCGUAGCAUCACAUAAUAGAAAUGACAGCAUACUGGACCAAAAGCAACAUUUGGAAAGACAGGACAAAUCGGCAGGACAAAUGGACAAUUCAAAAGUGAAAAUUCAGAGUGGACUGAUUGCUGCUUUAUUAUUUGGUUUGUUGUUUCUAAUUAUAGUAAUGUUUUUGCUAAGUAAACGAAUAUCAGAGUCCUAUAGUAGAAGGCAGUAUACCAGAAUUAAUUAUCUCAUAAAUGGAAUGUAUAUAGCCGCAUGAAGUAAAGUUGAUUCCAAGAAAUACCAGUUUCAUUAUGAAUAGACCUGGACUUUCUGGAAAAGCCCAGUAUAAUGAAAAGAUUUGUCCCUUUUAUGGAAGGGAUACAUAAAUAUUAUUUAUUUUCUCUUCUAGCUUUCCUUUAUUGGAUGUGGGGAAUAAUAUGCAAAUUACAUUUCUGAAUAAUUAAAAAAUUAAAUUAAAUAGUUCAUCGACUGGAUUACUUGCUCCCCUGCUGUCAGCCUUGGGGUAGGCAUGGCACACAACCAGCAGGAAGGCUGCCUGCAGCCAAUGUAAAACACAACUGCAAAGAGAAACAAUGAUCUUCUGUUAGGAAUUUGGUGGAAUCUAAAUAAAUUAAAGCCAAAUAAAUGAUAACUCCUAAUAUAUCAUUUAUUGACAAGUCCCAUCUUUUCAUUAAAAAUAAAAUUGAACAACUAGGCACAGCUCUUUUUAUUAGAAAGUCCUGGGUUAUUUGCUUCAAUUCAAUAGCAUGCAACAUGAUAACAAAGUGUGAAGCUGGAUGAACACAGCAGGCCAAACAGCAUCUCAGGAGCACAAAAGCUGACGCUUUAGGCCUAGACCCUUCAUCAGAGUUGCUAUCAUUGCAAUAAAUUUCAUCUUGUUUAAGACAAGUGCCUCUUCUGAUUAGACCACCAAAUGGUUUUCCACUACUCUGCUAGACCAAGCAAACUGUGACUCCCUAUCAAGAAAGUGCUGGUGGCAACAAAUGAACCAGAAAGCUUACAAUAGCGAACUACUGACCCUCAUUCUGAACUUCGAUUAUUUUUCUAAUGUAAAAACAGUGGUUCCUGGACACUACCAAGGUUUCAGAAUACAGGAAAAGAAGUGAAAAAGAAGUAAUGAUCAUGUGAUGUCAAACUUGAAAUGUAAUAUUUAAAUGUUUGCAAGAGGAAGGAAGGAUUAAGAUGCAAAGCAAGUUUCAUGUGGCAUGACAUUGUGGAGAAAAAUAAGUCAAAAAAUGGAAGACUAUUCUUAACUGCAAUACACCUAAGAUGUAUUAAUUAAAAGGAUGGUUGAAUCAGGUGAAGUUGCUGAUCUGCUUGCCUCCAUUUUAUGUCCCAUCCAAAGUGCAAGUUCAUUCCUGUUGAAUCCUGCUCUGUAAAAAAAAUUGUAAAUAUGAAAAAUGUACCAGAUCCUAUAAUUUAAAUUCUUAAUUUAUAGAAUGAUAAUCUGCGAUUAAAUUUUCCCAAAACGUGUUGAGAUAACAAUCUGGGAUAUUUAAUUGUGGUUGGGGAGACUGAGUAUACACUGAACAGCAUCCCACUUCAAUGGUGUAAAGGAAAUUAGUGCAUGAGCUACUUUGCCAUGAAGAAAGGUUUUUGUUUUUUGUUUCAAAUAUUAGGAACUUGUUUAAUGUACAUGGAAAAAAGAAUAGCAAGAUUUGUUAUGCCCUUGUCAAGAUUUUUAUGUUGCUGCCUGUAAUCAAUGGUCAUAUCAAAUGCUUAGUACUAGAUGUAGAAAUAGGAGAUGAGUUAGCUCCAUGGUCUCCGUGACUAAUGUGUCAUUCAGAAUAAUGUGAACAGCAUGGGUUGAUCUCUGUGCUAGUUGAGCUAUGCUUGGAACUUGCAUCUGAGAAUAAAAACCAAUAGCAAAUGACCACUGAAGGAAAUGGCUUAAGGUGAAAUAUCAGCAGACAAUGAGCCAAGGACCUUCUAUCAGCCAAAGCACAAAUAAAUGGACAAGUGAAAUUUAGAAAUAAGUGAAUGUACAAACUAAUUAAGAACUGGAACAAUGGUUUUUUCACUGUAAAGGCUUGUACUUUGAUCUAAAUCUUAUUGCAAUUGAAGUGUUAUGUUUUCUUGCGGAAGAAUCGAAUGAAGAACUAUAUAUACUGGAGUAAAAGUUGACUCACUAUUGUUGGCAAAAAAUCUUGAAUUUUCCAUAUAUCUCGUGUGAAGGUCAAUUCCAGUUCUUCACAGAUAACAGAUCCAGAUUUGUUGAGUCAAGGUAUUAUCCUGUACAUAAAUGUUGACGAAGAAUGAUCGGUGAGACUGUAUGAGAGUUAAAUGUCCAAUAACUCUUUAUAAUAGGAAAUAAAAACUUCAAAUGUUAGUUUGAAACACUAAAACAACAGCAGAUUGGAGAAAAUGGAGGAAAAUGGAUGAAUUUGGUAUGUAAAUUUAAGAUGCAUCAGGUCAGAAUGCAGUAUUCAUAGAGUACAGUUAUAUACCUAGUUGAAGUUUUGAAAUUUCUUCAUCAUUUUGUGUAAAAGUGCCCUCCAGAGGAAAAAAAACAAAAAAUAUACAGCAGCACUUAAAUUGAAAGUUAUUUCAAGUUGCAGAGUAGACAAAUAACUGUAGCAGCAACAGAAUUUUGUGUUUCCGAGAAACGUGACAGACUAGAGAAAUGUAUGAAGCAAACUUCAAACAAUGGCAAAACAGGAAUGUGGCAGCAGAGGUAAACCUUGCAAUUGGAGAAAAAAGUUGCUGAGUGGGUACUUGAAAAUUGUCAAAAUAAUAAAAAUGUUAGUCAUGAAGCCGUCCGAAUCCAUGCAUGAAACAAAUCAAAGAAGGAUGGCAUAUUGGAUUUUAAGGCAAGUGCUGAAUGGUGCACAAGGUUCAUGCGAAGGCGUGACUUAGUACUUUGGCAGAGAACUAACACUGCACAAAAGCUGAACUAGGAGAUAUUACAGUUUCACCAGUCUGUAAUCAGACAUGGGCAGAAGGAAGGCGACAACUUAUCAUGCUUGGAAACAUGGACAAAAUGCCUAUUACUUUAUUCGAUGAUGAAGAUGUUGAACAAUGUGUUUUUGCAGGAUUUUAAUGAACUUUUGUAUUUGACGUGUUUAACUUAAGAAGGACUAUGGAAUUGUAAUUUAAAACCAUGGUAUGU
Messenger RNA from Stegostoma tigrinum, 4806 nucleotides. Its product is annotated as hepatitis A virus cellular receptor 1-like. Bases 457 to 1953 code for a protein of 498 amino acids. Lineage: Eukaryota; Metazoa; Chordata; Chondrichthyes; Orectolobiformes; Stegostomatidae. The record is from RefSeq and is a predicted model, not a curated record. The transcript is spliced from 6 exons.